Molecule: messenger RNA, 906 nt
Organism: Lactuca virosa
Lineage: Eukaryota; Viridiplantae; Streptophyta; Magnoliopsida; Asterales; Asteraceae
Source: the annotation of a GenBank genome assembly
AUGGAUCCAAGUGAAUAGAUUUAGACCAAUAAAAAGACUGCUUUUGAAAUACAAACACAAGUAAUAUUGGUUUCCGAGUGCGUCCCUUUCAUUGCGUCUCUUGGUUUCCCACACACUAACAUAAACCUCCCACUAUACCUCUUUCCCCCACUUUUUCUCUCUAAACCCUCACUCACAGCUCCAUCACCACACUCAUCCUCUGUUACAAUCAUAUUUUGCCACCACCGCCACUACACGAUCACCCACCUUCUCAAUCUCUCUUAAUUUACGAAUACAUAAUCAAAUCAUAGCCAUCAUCAGCCACCAUUCUCAAACCACCACUCUUCAAAAACAAUCCCAAAACCUCUAAACUUUCAUUGUUAUUUUCAGCAAGACAUAUCAGACUUCCUUGGUGCUCACCAUUUCUAAUGAAACCCUUGGUUUCCGAUCUGUUUUCGAUAAGGAACACGAGGAAUGGUAUGUUUCAUUGUAGCCUCCUAUUUGCUGUUCUCGGUUUUUGUUGGUAUCUUUUCAUGAGGAGUGGUCAUCAAAAUGGGUUGAUUCAAGGAGACACCGAGACAACCCACGAGUUCAAGUUCCAACCUCAACAGGGAGCCUUUUUUUCGUUUUACUGCAUUUAUAUAUUCAAGAUUCAAACAAGUUUUAGGUUUUCCUGUAUUCGACCACCUAACAUCGGCACCAACUUCGCCCCAUUCAACCACCAAUCGAUGAGUUAUUCCAGAUAUAAAGUAAUAGCUGACUAAGAGGAAAAACAAUUAUGCAUGACCAGGGGUGUCUGUUUUAAUAAGCUUUGUAGAUUCUAGGAGAAAACAGAGGACCGGAUCAAAUGUGGUGGGAAGAUACGAACUCAAAUGGGUAGAUCUGGAAUUUAUGUUUCUUUGUCAUAACACAUUUUGCUUACGGAUU